CACAAGGUGAAAGCUCUCGGUGCUCCCCGGGUCUGAUCCGGAGCGGGUGCAAACAGUUCCAAGACAGGGGAAAGAAAACCAGUCCAGGGAAGACUUCUGUGCCUCAGCUAGCUAAACUAACUAAAAAGCAAAGAAGGGCUGUGUUCUGCCCCAUCCAUACCCAGACAACACAGUCCAGCAGAAUGUGGAGGAGUGAGUGCAGGCUGCUGACAAACUCCGUGCUUGCUCUUGUCCCCGCCUUCACUCUCAGAGCCAGUCUUGAAGGCACAGGGUGUAACAUCCAUCAUAAACAGAACACACGACUGGGGACACAAACAUCAUAACGUCACCCUGGGACGAGGCUGAGGGAGGUGAUCCUGCCCCUCUCCUCAGCCCUGGGGAGUGCUGCGUCCAGUUCUGGGCUCCUCAGUGCAAGAGAGACAUGGAGCUCCUGGAGCAGGUCCAGCAGAGACUGUGAGGAUGAUUAAGGGAUGGGAACACCUCUAUUGCGAGGAAAGGCUGAGGGAGCUGGGCCUCUUCAACCCUAACACUCAUGACCAGGUCCACUCAGGUACUGGAAGGUUGUUAUGAGGUCUCCACACAGUCUUCUCCAAGAUGAGCAACCCAAACCUUCACAGCCUAUCAUCAUAGGAGAAGUGCUCCAGUCCUCUUACCAACUCCAUGGUCCUCUGGAAUUGCUCCAACAUGCCCUUCUUAUGCUGGGGGCACCAGAACUGUACACAGUACUUCAGGUGGGGUCUCACAAGGGCCGAAUGGCAGAGGAGAAUCACCUCCUUUGACCUGCUGCCACUCUCCUUUUGAUGCAGCCCAGGAUUCUUUUGGAUUUCUGGCCUGCAAGUGCACAUUGCUGGCUCACGUUAAGAUUUGCUUCAACCAUCACCCCCAAGUCUUUCAUGCAAUCCUCUGCUCUCUGACCGUUUUGAACGUCAUCCGUAGCCCCUAGAGUAUAUAUAAGGUAGCUGCCAAUAGUCCUUCUGACCUUAAAGGUGUAGAUACUCUGAGCCCUCUGACAUGUCCAAAGGGCUGGAGUGCUUCACUUGGAGGUGCAGGGAACUAUGGAAGGCUCCUGGCUGGGCCUCAUCUGGGGAACCUGUGCCAUGCACUUGGAGAGCAGUGGCAUCCUUGAAAGAUUGCUCUUUACCUCCCGAGUUAUGAAGCCAAAGGUUGUCAAGCUAUUUUUUCCUUCUGCUCUGCUUAAUUUAUGUUGAGGGGAUUUUUUUUCUGUUUGUCACACCUGGAAGGAUGAAGUACAUCUCUCCUCCUUUCAGGGAGGAGGAGACUCUAAGCCUCAGGGUAAGACUCUUUCCCUGGGGCUUAGAGAAUCUUUUGGGGAAAUACUGAGAAUAGAUUUGUCAUUUUCUCUUUGAAUGAUGAUCAGAAAAGCAUUGUGUGAGGGAGGAACAUGGUGGUUACCAUAAUGUUUUAAAAAUAGUGUCCAGAACUGCAUUUCUUGAAGGUCUUGAUCCCUUGUUAUGCUUUAAGGAAAUAGAGUGGCUCAAGGCUUUCAUGGGGGCAGAGGCCGAUAAACACCCCAUUUCUGUGUCACCUUUGAAUUAAGCAUGCCUGAUCUGGAAUCCUUGGUUUUGGGCAGUUUUGGACAUGGCACCUUUUGACCUUGGGACCCACCAGAGCUGAGCAACGAUGAAGUUAUUUACCAAGCAGCCACCUCAGUAUUGAAAACCAUAUUCUGCAGUUGAUGCCCAAAUUCCCAAGCUAUGCAGCCUGACUUCAGACAAGGCACAAGAAGGGAUGCCUCUAUCAUCAGUCUCGCAUCUCUAAGUCAGGUUUUCUUUAUUUUCCCUCCAACCUACCCUGAGUUUUUGUUACUGAUCCAUCCUCCCGCCUGUGGCAAGGAAGUGUCUUGUGUCCUCCAAGGUCCAUCUGAUACAUUACUGAAGUUUCAGUGCUCUGCACCUACACCCUGUACAGAGAGCAAUUCCUUUCCAGAUCUGGGGGUUUGGAGCCACUGUGAAUCUCGGCUUAGGGACCUUUUAGAAACAUGGAAACAAGAGCAGCACAUCUUCUCUAAAGGAAAACUGCAGUAACAUACCAGGUGUGCAAUCUGGACCAGAAAUCUUCAAAAGUCAAGAGCAAAGGACAUUUAAUCCUGACCAAGCAGAUGAAACAUUUGGUCUGAGAGCUGGAGAAAAUUCAAGGGACUGUGUAUGGGUGGAGGUGGAGACCUGGGUCUGCUCGGCACAAAGAAGAGGAGUCUCACUGCUGUCUUCAGCCGCCUAACAGGAGACUGUGCUGGAGCGUGUGGGCAGCGGGGAGGGCAGCAGGCACAAGCUGAAGCCCUGGAAAUGGACACGGGAAUUCUGUGCCUGGCCCAAGCAAACCAAGAAGAGAGGCUGGGACACAAAGGAGAGUGAAGGUUACAAGAGUUACAAAAAGAGCCUGGUCAACGGGACCUUCUCCGAAGUCAAGGACAGGAUGUUUUCCCACCUGCCCUCCCUGCAGCUGCUCUUGCUGAACUCCAACUCCUUCACUGUUAUACGAGAUGAUGCCUUUGCUGGUCUCUUCCAUCUAGAAUACCUAUUUAUUGAAGGAAACAAAAUUGAAACCAUUUCAAGAAAUGCAUUUCGUGGCCUUCGUGACCUGACUCACCUUUCGUUGGCAAAUAACCAUCUCAAAGCUUUGCCAAGGGAUGUCUUCAGUGAUUUAGAUUCUUUAAUUGAACUAGAUUUAAGGGGAAAUAAAUUUGAGUGUGACUGCAAAGCCAAGUGGUUGUUUUUGUGGUUAAAGAUGACAAAUUCCACUGUUUCUGAUGUCCUGUGUAUUGGUCCAGCAGAAUAUCAGGAUAAGAAGUUAAAUGAUGUGACAAGUUUUGAUUAUGAAUGCACCACUACAGAUUUUGUUGUCCACCAGAUUUUGCCCUACCAGUCUGUUUCAGUGGAUACGUUCAACUCAAAGAAUGAUGUGUUUGUAGCUAUUGCACAGCCCAGCAUGGAGAACUGCAUGGUGCUGGAGUGGGAUCACAUUGAAAUGAAUUUCAGGAGUUACGACAAUAUCACAGGUCAGUCUAUAGUGGGAUGUAAAGCUGUUCUUGUUGGUGACCAAGUCUUUGUGGUGGUGGCACAGCUCUUUGGUGGCUCACACAUUUACAAGUUUGAUGAAAGCUGGACGAAGUUUGUCAAAUUCCAGGAUAUUGAAGAAUCUCGCAUUUCCAAGCCAAAUGAUAUAGAGCUUUUUGAGAUAGACAGUGAAAUGUUUUUUGUCAUAGCAGAUAGCUCGAAAGCCGGCUUGUCAACAGUGUAUAAGUGGAAUAACAAAGGAUUUUAUUCGUAUCAGUCUCUUCAUGAGUGGUUCAGGGACACUGAUGCUGAGUUUCUCGAUAUAGACGGGAAAUCACAUUUAAUCCUCUCUAGCCGUUCCCAGGUGCCCAUUAUACUCCAGUGGAACAAAGCCUCCAAAAAGUUUGUCCCACACAGUGAAAUCCCCAACAUGGAAGAUGUCUUGGCUGUGAAGAGUUUCAGGAUACAAGAUGACCUUUACAUCACACUCACAAGAUUCAUUGGUGACUCCAGAGUUAUGAAAUGGAAUAGCAAACAGUUUGUGGAGAUACAGGCUCUUCCAUCCCGGGGAGCCAUGACACUGCAGCCUUUCUCCUUCAAGAACAAUUAUUACCUAGCCUUGGGAAGUGACUAUACCUUCUCCCAGAUUUACCAGUGGGAUGGUGAAAAGAAGAUAUUCAGAUUAUUUAAAGAAAUCUACGUGCAAGCACCACGGUCUUUCACAGCUGUGUCAACAGAUCGAAGAGAUUUUUUCUUUGCCUCUAGUUUUAAAGGAAACACUCAAAUAUUUGAACAUAUCAUCAUUGACUUGAGUUUAUGAAAAGAUGCUAGAGUGAAAUUUAUGUAGAAUGACAUUUAUACGCAAACAAAACAAAAAGAGACCUUUCCAAAAACAAGGUGCACCUAUGGAGUAUGAUGACAUUUUCUGAACUUUUCAAACUUGCAUAUUAAUCAGGGACUGCAUUUACUUGGUUUCUGCAUGACAUGUCCAUUUUAUCCUUUUUCAAAGACACUUUGCAAUCUGCAGUCAUUCAAAGAGGAGUGCAGUGCAUUAGAAUUAAUGUUGACAUCUAAGAAAAUGACCUAAAUUUAAUCCAGCAAACUCCCUUGAGUUGAACAUCUCAUAAAGAAAAUGAAGAGUGAGCCAUACAAAGCAUAAAAAUGAUCUUGACUCCUAAAGUAACAUUUUAGUAGUGUAGUUUUAAUAUUAGAGCCUGUUCUUCGUGGUUGCUGAUGAAUUGUAAAAGCAAACAGGAACAUUCUAGAAUACACUGAGUUCUCUCUUCAAAAUCUUUCUUUCUGGUUCCCAGUAAAUCCAAGACAUCAUUAUAAUUCAUUGCAGACUGAAGGGAGAGUCAAAAUCUAUUGCCGUUUUUCUACCAUUAUUCACUUUUUUCAGCAAUAAAUUGUGCAUAACAAGUAGCCCAGCCCACAGUAAGUAGGUAGCUAGGAAUAGUGUGUCUCUUCAGGACCAUGAGAUCUUAACAAGUUAUUACAGACAGAAAAUGUCAGAGGUCUUCAUAAUGCCACGAACAAAUCAACUACAAGUCACACCCACUCUCUGUUUUAAUAGGUAUUCCAGAAAUCCAUUCCAUUUUGCCCUAAUUCAUAUUUUUCCUGAUGAUUUCCAGUAGAUUCUGGGUGUUUAACAUAUUACUUUGUUGUGAACCCUCAUUCCAGAAGGCAGGGCUUAAGCUUUGCCUGAAACACAUUGACAUUGAUGCACCCCAGGUUGCAGCUCCUCGGCACUCAGUGAGGUGAUUUAUUGCCUAGGGUUUCUACCACACAGCACAGCUCAUUAGCAGUAAAUUCAGGUUUGGGACAUCAAAGUUGUAUUCAGGAAAUCCUCCUUCUGGCUAAAGUCUAACUGUGACUUCAGUAUCACCAAGUCAUCUGAAACCAAGCUGGUGCAGCUGUUUCAGACUAGAGCUAAUCCCACCUCCAAGAAAGAUUUCCACUGGGUGAGUGCAGGCUGUUGCCAGAUUGCCAAUCCAUUGAAGGUUAAAGAGGAGCAUGAGGGCAAACUGUGCUUCGUUGUUGUUUUGGCUGGUUACAGACCAAGCCAUUCAGCCAUCCUAAUGACUCGGGACAAUCCUCGCACACAGAGCCUCUCUCAAGAUAACAGCAAGGGACUGUUUUCCAGGAAAGGGUCUUUGCCCCUCUUGCCCAAAAUAAUCAGAGCUCUUUUUUGUUCACUUACACAAGAUAUUUCUUUACAUUUCCAUAACACUUAGUCUACUAGGUUGUUUUAUCAUGUCUUGCUGUUGCAUUGCUGCCUUUGAUAAUACGGAGGUCUUGCAUAAAGCAGGAGGAGCAAAGGAAACUAUCCUUUAUUCCAUCAUACUUAGGCCUAUCUCACCAUCCUUCUGCUGAGUGAGUUUGACAUUUUUCCCCUGGACAUGGCCUAUGAUCACAAACAGAGAUGUUCUCAUAGGCUUUCCAAUAUGCAGGGUGUGAAGUAUGCUGCAGAGGAGGAUUAUGUGUAAGAGCUCCCAUGAGGAGUCAUAACCUACCAGUGACCUGUCACAGUCUUCUCCAACUUUUGCCACUCUGCUAUGAAAUGAAGUUAUUACUGGCCUGUCAGAGACAUAACUCAUCCUGAUUUUCAAUUCUGUGUUAGGGGUCUUUUUUUCCUACAGAGUUGUUCAACCUGGUUUUGUUUUUAGCUACACUGGCAACCUGGCCCAUCCCACCCUCUGAGAUACUGAGUGCUGCCCUCUGAAUCCCAAUGGGGUCUCAGUCCCAGUGGUUCAAUCAAGACCAGUAGAUGCAAACCAACACUCUGCAAUAGGGUUUAGCAAUACCUCUCCUAGGAUUAAGCUAACUAAUCUGACAAAACAAAGACACUCAUGUCUGCCAGUGAAGGAAAUUUCUUACUAUGUUUCCAGUUUACUUUUUAAAGUGGAUAUGGCUGGCAAGCAACGUUUAUUUAGCCUAUGUUGUGGGAAAGCAUUUUGUAUUGCUUUUCUGUUAAGCAUGCAAGUUUCACUAGAGUUAGAUACUCUGAUGAGGGUGGCAUUUCUCAGUGCACCAGCACUUUAUUUUAGGGCUCAACUGUGAGUUCUUGUGACUCAGGAAGGGGCAUCAGUCAGAGUGAAAAGCUAGUUUAGAGAAAUUGGAUCCUUGAAGGGAAGCAAGAGGAUGCUGGAAAAAGGCUUGUGUAUUGAAUACCAGGAGAUUGUACUGUUUCAAGAGCCAAGGGGAUUUUGAGACUUGGCUAUCAAGUUGGAUUAAAUUAAAAUGGUAUCUGCAGAGACAGGCUUAAUAAAGAGGAUAAAGUGAUCCACAGGAGUCUAGCUCAUUCACAUGGGACCAGAAGAAGAGAGUGAGGGAAAUUAAUUCUGCGAGCAGGCUGCUGCUUCUGUUGAGUAGCUGUGUUGGUUGACCAGAAAGCCCAGCUCAGCAUCCCUCCUAGCCUCAGGAAGAGCCUGGAGCCAGACACUGGCUUGCCUGUUCUGCUGAGCUCAUGCACAGGAGGUCAAAGCAGCUAAGAGCGAGGACAAAAAGCACCAGUUGAAUUAAGAAAAGAUUAUGGUACUUUUCACAGGAUUAAACAAAGGCAAGACCUCAAAAAGAGCCUUGUUCUGCUCUUCCUGCUCCCAAGGAAAAGCUGCAGGAUGCAGGCAUAAAACAGAAAUUGUUAAUAAUUGAAAAUCCUUUCUACCUUUCCAAAUGCAACCAUGGUUUGUCUCCAUUGCCUAUAUUCUGUAAUAGAAAUUGUUUUGAAUGGUAAAUAAAAUAUGCAUAUUCAUAAUUAAUUGAAAUGUUAGACGAUCAGGACAGUGAAAAAGGAUAACAGAACAUGCCACUGAUAACUUUUAAUGUAUUCUAAAAUACAUAAAUUAUGUAAAGUUCAUUAGUUUAUAUAAGCAUUGAUUUAAUAUGCAUUAGCUAUAGCAGGAGCAUUUUAAGGUUGUAUAUACAUUGAGCUUUUUUUAGUAAAGAGGAGCUGAUGCAAUCUAUGCUACUGACAUGUGUAUGUACUCUUUCAAUAUAUGAAUAAAAUGCAGUUAAUGUGACUAA
Passer domesticus (house sparrow) is the source of this 7037-nucleotide messenger RNA. RefSeq names its product leucine rich repeat LGI family member 2 (gene LGI2). Gene Ontology annotation, molecular function: protein binding. Lineage: Eukaryota; Metazoa; Chordata; Aves; Passeriformes; Passeridae. The record is from RefSeq and is a predicted model, not a curated record. The coding region runs from base 2434 to 3834 and encodes 466 amino acids. Gene Ontology annotation, biological process: inhibitory synapse assembly. The transcript has 12 exons.